Molecule: messenger RNA, 1269 nt
Organism: Lineus longissimus
Lineage: Eukaryota; Metazoa; Nemertea; Pilidiophora; Heteronemertea; Lineidae
Product: neurotrypsin-like
Exons: 4
Coding region: 1-1269 (422 amino acids)
Cellular component (GO): membrane
Source: RefSeq, a predicted model, not a curated record
AUGCGGGGAUAUCUGCGAGUGAAGUAUGAUGGUAACCUAGGAUUCGUCACCGACACAGAUUGGACAGAAGAAGAUGCUACAAUAGCAUGUAAACAGGUUGACAGCGCGCUCGACGCCGGAUUCCCAAUUUUGGGGGAAUUUAGAAGAUGGCUUGGACACAACGUCUCCACGAUACGAAGUUGGUACCAAUACCAUCCUGUAUUCCUCUCGGCGCCCGAAUGCAAUGGCACCGAGAGAUCUCUCCAUCAGUGUCCGAAUGCCCGUCGGUACCCUGGGCCAGGGAAUUAUUCAAACCUUGCUGCGGCUUUCUGUUACAAAAAGGAGUUAGCGUCAGUGAAAUCUGACGACUUCAGUAUCGAUCCCUCUACAUCUAAGGUAUACAUUAAGUAUUUGGAGGUGUUGGGAUAUGUCUGUGCAUCUGGCUGGAGCCAGAAUGCUGCCAACGUCCUCUGUCGGCAAAAAAAGACCUUCCACUGGGCGAACCCGAUCGACUUCGGUGUGGUUUGGGAUCGGCGAAACAGGCCGAUAUGGAUAAAGGAAUUGAAUUGCACUGGAGCGGAAACAUCUCUUGACCAAUGUAACCUUGGAAAGCUCAAGAUACACGUUGACUGUGCAAAUGUUUCAACAGUUUCCUGUCACAAGGUCCGACCUGGCCAUUUCUCUAUCGAGUCUUCGGCCGUCCUCCUUACAUAUCGGGGCCAGAAGGGGUAUGUCUGUGCCACUGGUUGGACUCAGCUCGCCGCUGACGUGCUUUGUCGGAAGAGAGGAUUCCACUGGGCUCAGCCUGUGGGCUCCGGCUCGCCAGUUACGGGGAAUGACAAGCCCGUUUGGAUAAAAGCUGUCAACUGCAGCGGCACAGAGGAAUCACUGGCCAAAUGUUAUUUGGGUACACCUGGUCCACAUACGGAUUGCUUAAAAUAUGCUGAAGUCGUAUGUGGCAACGAUGUUACGGCUAGCCAGUUUUGGAUUUCUUCAUCAACCGUUGUCGUCAAGUAUUUUGAUGAAAACGGAUAUGUCUGCGCCGCUAAUUGGACUCAACAAGCUGCUGACGUACUUUGCCGGCAAAAUAGUUCCCACUGGGCUCAACCGAUAGGCCCCGGGUCUGAUGUGAGUGAUAAUGUCAAACCAGUCUGGAUGAGCAAUAUCACCUGCAUCGGGAAUGAGACAACACUGGACCACUGCAUCUUGGGAAGACCGAGGAAUCAUACGGACUGCACAAAGUAUGCUGAGGUUGUUUGUGGCAAGAAUGGUAAGAAAACCUCGAAUUGA